This is a messenger RNA of Penicillium soppii, 1671 nucleotides long. Its product is annotated as lysophospholipid acyltransferase. Bases 1 to 1671 code for a protein of 556 amino acids. Gene Ontology annotation, molecular function: 1-acylglycerophosphocholine O-acyltransferase activity; 1-acylglycerol-3-phosphate O-acyltransferase activity. Gene Ontology annotation, cellular component: endoplasmic reticulum; membrane. The transcript is spliced from 4 exons. NCBI's taxonomy places the organism in Eukaryota, Fungi, Ascomycota, Eurotiomycetes, Eurotiales, Aspergillaceae. Gene Ontology annotation, biological process: glycerophospholipid biosynthetic process; lipid modification. The record is from RefSeq and is a predicted model, not a curated record.
AUGUUGCCUUACGUAGACCAGUUAUUUGAGCUGCCAGCUCGGCUUACUGGCGCAUCAGUUGAUGAGCUCAAAUUGAUCGGCUCAUUCCUCUUAUCCUACCCGCUAGCUGCCCUACUUAAACGCAUCCCCGACGCGCAGCCCUGGAAAAAGAAUGCAUUCAUCAUUGGCGUGUCAUUGUUCUACCUCGUCGGACUUUUCGACCUCUGGGAUGGCCUGCGUACCCUGUUAUACAGUGCUGCGGGCACUUACGCGAUCGCAUACUAUGUGGAUGGAUCUCUGAUGCCCUGGAUCGGAUUCCUGUUCCUCAUGGGUCACAUGUCGAUGAACCAUAUUGUCCGUCAGGUGGCCGACGAUGGUGCGUCGGUGGACAUCACUGGAGCGCAAAUGGUCAUGGUUAUGAAGCUUACUUCCUUCUGCUGGAACGUGCAUGAUGGUCGUCUAGCUCAAGAUCAGCUGUCGGACUCACAGAAAUACUCGGCCAUCACCAAAUUCCCCGCCAUCGUGGACUACCUUGGUUAUGUCAUGUUUUUCCCCUCCCUGUUUGCCGGGCCGUCCUUUGAAUUUGUCGACUACCGUCGCUGGAUCGACACCACACUUUUCGAUGUGCCUCCCGGCACUGACCCGUCAAAGGUGCCUCCAACCCGGAAGAAGCGCAAGAUCCCUCGCAGUGGAACCCCCGCUGCUAAGAAAGCCGCUGAAGGCCUGAUCUGGAUUUUGGCCUUCAUCCAGCUAGGCUCGUACUUCAGCACCGAUUUCCUGCUUUCAGACGCGUUCCUGCAGUACCCCUUCCUGCGCCGCGUUUUUACAGUCCACAUGGUAGGCUUCACCGCGCGCACCAAGUACUACGGUGUCUGGGCUUUGACUGAAGGCGCCUGUAUCUUGUCUGGUAUGGGAUACAACAACUUUGACCCCAAGUCGGGUAAGGUCUUCUGGAACCGACUGGAAAACGUCAAUCCCUGGAGUCUGGAGACUGCGCAGAAUUCCCACGCCUAUUUGGGUAGCUGGAACAAAAACACCAACCACUGGCUGCGCAACUAUGUCUACCUGCGUGUUACACCAAAGGGCAAGAAGCCCGGUUUCCGCGCUAGCAUGGCUACCUUCGCUACCAGUGCGCUUUGGCACGGUUUCUACCCAGGAUAUUACAUGACCUUUGUCCUGGGCUCCUUCAUUCAGACUGUUGCCAAGAACUUCCGCCGCUACGUGCGCCCCUUCUUCUUGACUCCAGAUGGCACAAAACCUAUGCCAAACAAGCGCUACUACGACAUCUUCAGCUGGCUCGCAACCCAGCUGACUCUAUCCUACGCCGUGAUGCCCUUCGUCCUUCUCAGGUUCGACGAGUCCGUCACAGUCUGGAGCCGUGUCUACUACUACGGUAUCAUCAACUGUGCCGUCUCACUAAUUGCUUUCGCCUCCUUCUCGCCUCUGAAGAGUUACCUCGUUUCCACUCUGAAGCGCCGCAACAGGCCCCACGUCGGCCGCACCGCUAGUAUGGAGUCUGUGCGCCCUCCUGUCCUUGGUCUGCCAAAUGAUCCCGAGCGCGACUUCGAUGAGGUUGUUGCGGAGAUCAGGGCCGAGAUUGAGUUCCGUGGACGUCGUGGUAGUACGGCUACUAUGCCUACUGGUGAGGAAUUGAAAGCUGCUGUGGAGCAGAAGAUUGGGCGGAAGUUGUAG